UAAUGCAACGUGUUUACCGGCCACUAGCGGCCCCGUCCAGAUUGCGGCCUGAAUUCUGAUUGCCAUGCGAUAACAAACAGCCAGACAUCAUUCAAUAUCCGAUUACACAGUUUCGAUCAUUUGUCAUCGGUUCUUCAAACGAAAUGUACUUCUACACAAACGCGGUUGUUAUUGCAUUAGUGAUUAUUGUCGCCUCGGCCUCCACGGUCAAAUGGGUGCCCAAUGGAAGUUUCAAUUUACCGAACAACUACAAAGAUGGUAAACUUCCGUGCUCGAAGCAAACCGUUGUAUUACCAGAAGUGUUAUCCGCCUCCGUGAAGCUGCAAUCAGAAAUCGAUGUCGGCGGAUUUGUCCUGCCUUCUGAAGGAUAUAUUAUCCUGGACGGUGUCGUGAUGCUUGGAGACAGCGGGGAAGAAAACUGUACAGAUGGGAAUGCAUUCUAUUUGGAAAGAUCAACCUCUGCGUGGAAUCAAGCUGGUGCUUGGAGUUCUUCAAGGUUUAACGCAGCCACACCUGAUUCUGAAAGGUUACCGUGUUAUUAUGACAAAGUCGAAUUUCCGAAUUCGAGAUACACUGCUCGGUUACCACAGUUAGAACAAACUGUCAGAGUUUUAAAGAUCGGCGAUAAAUCGUAUGGCACACAAUCGUUUCGAACCUGGGUUUCGACUGAGGUGGACACAGAACAAAAUUUUGUUUUCAACGAUUACAUGUCAACUGGAGUGUCUGUUAGGUAUAUGGUAUGCACUCACAAGUUUGGAUGUCCGUGUCAAGAAAAUCCUAUAGAAAUUGACUGCAGCGUCAAGUAUUGCACGCAGCCGACUUGCGUCGCGCCGGUGAAGCCGCCCGGAUUCUGCUGCAAGGUCUGCGGAGGUUACAUCACGUUUGAAGUAGACGACAUGUUCAAUAGGAAGGCUUUCGAAGAGCUUGUCGACAAAAUGGUCAGUAGUUACAGUUCGAACCUUGUUUACCACAUAGGAUUCACGCCGGUGAAACGUUCAAGAACUGUAUUGCUUGUGGUAGUGGAGGAAGGGGAAUACACCGGCCGCAGCGCUGAAGUCAUCAACGAUAUAGAUCGCUCCGUGGAUCGCGAUUGGUUCAAGGGGCAGAAACAAGCAUUCUACAGCGGCAGUCCCUUGUCCAAAGCCGGUAUGGGCGGGAAGAUAUUUGUGUCAGUGUUCUUCAUUGUCAUUUUGGUUUUAAGUUCCAUAUAUUUGUAUUACUACAAAUUACCGACAGUGGAAGUGCCUUUCUUGAAUAGAGGUACAAGAGGGAUGUUCAGGUUCCAAAGAAGGUCGGAUAGCGUCGUGUCAUUGACCAGCAGGAGGGAUUCUACUACCAUAGGGGGAGUUCGCACCGCUUUUAGAAAUCCAUUGUAUGACUCGAAAAGGGGGCGUGUGCAGGUCGCUGAGUCAGUCGUCGAGGAGUAAUUGUUAACAUGUGUUAUGGAUAAUUUGAUUAAAUGUAUUGUGAUUAUUCAU
This is a messenger RNA of Manduca sexta (tobacco hornworm), 1478 nucleotides long. RefSeq names its product protein amnionless (gene Amnionless). NCBI's taxonomy places the organism in Eukaryota, Metazoa, Arthropoda, Insecta, Lepidoptera, Sphingidae. Bases 144 to 1427 code for a protein of 427 amino acids. Gene Ontology annotation, biological process: intracellular protein localization; receptor-mediated endocytosis. Gene Ontology annotation, cellular component: endocytic vesicle; apical plasma membrane. The record is from RefSeq and is a predicted model, not a curated record. The transcript has a single exon.